AUGGAUAACAUCAACAACAACAAUAACAACAACAACAAUAACAAUAAUAACAAUAAUAAUAAUAGCAACAACAACAAUGUUAGAUUAACACAUUCAUCAUCGAUAGUUCAUAAUAAUAAUCGUACAACAAGUGUAGCUAGUGCUGUACCACCUGGUGUAUUGGGUGCAAGUGGCUCAGAUGGUAGUCUGGGGAGUAGUCAUAGUAGUAGCAGCACUGGUAACAGUCCAGCUACUGGAAACACACCAACACAUGGCAGUGGCAGUGGCAGCGGACAUCACUACGAAAGACAACAUCAUCAUCAACAUCAGAGAAACCCUUCAAUCAACAUGAACAACAACAAUAACAAUCUCAAGAAGAAGGAGUAUCCCAAGACCAAGGCGUUCUACACUGAUGAGCGACAUCAGGACAACGCCACGCCCGACCAAGCUCGCACCAAGAUAUCAAAGUGGAGAAUGAGGGAGAGAAUGAAGACUGUUAGCGUAGCAUUGGUAUUAUGUUUAAACAUUGGUGUUGACCCUCCCGAUGUGAUCAAGACAUAUCCUUGUGCAAGGAUGGAGUGUUGGAUCGACCCACAGAGCUCACAGCCGCCACAAAAGGCACUGGACCUGAUCGGAAAGACGCUGCAGGAGCAGUACGAGAAGUGGCAGUCAAAGGCAAGGUACAAGCAGUGUCUUGACCCAACGGUCGAGGAGGUCAAGAAGCUGUGUCUGUCGCUUCGACGCAAUGCCAAGGACGAGCGAGUGCUCUUUCACUUCAACGGCCACGGCGUGCCAAAGCCGACAACCAACGGCGAGAUCUGGGUGUUCAAUCGCACGUACACACAGUACAUUCCGCUGUCUAUAUAUGAGCUGCAGACCUGGAUGGGCACGCCAUCCAUCUACGUGUUUGAUUGUAGUGCGGCAGGUCUGAUCGUGAAUUGGUUCAACAAGUUUGCGGAGCAGCGCGACAAAGAGGCAGAGCGCGCAAUGGCCGCUGCCGCCCCACCAACGCCAAACGGCGCACCCCCUGGACAGCAGCAACAGCAACAACAGCAGCAACAACAGCCGGUCGGCUCACAUCUUCACGAUUGUAUAUUGUUGGCAGCUUGCUCAGCCAACGAGAUACUUCCGAUGAACCCCGACUUCCCCGCCGAUAUAUUCACGGCCUGUCUCACCACACCGAUCAGGAUAGCGCUGCGGUGGUUCUGCUCGCACUCGAUACUUAUUGGCAUCACCCCCGACAUGCUUGAUCGCCUGCCUGGCAACCUCAGCAGUCGCCGCACGCCCCUCGGCGAGCUGAACUGGAUUUUCACGGCAGUUACUGACACGAUCGCCUGGAAUGUACUGCCACGCAACCUGUUCCAGAAGCUCUUCCGCCAGGACCUGCUCGUGGCCAGCUUGUUCCGCAACUACCUGCUGGCCGAGCGUAUCAUGCGCUCAGCCAACUGCACGCCUAUCUCCUGCCCCAAGCUGCCACCCACAUACCAGCACCCGAUGUGGCAGGCGUGGGACCUGGCCGCCGACCUGGUCAUCUCACAGCUGCCCACGCUUCUGGCAGACCCCACCGCCGAGUUCAAGUCCAGUCCGUUCUUCACAGAGCAGCUGACAGCGUUUGAGGUGUGGCUGGACUUUGGCCACGAGAACAAGGAGCCACCCGCGCAGCUUCCGAUCGUGCUGCAGGUGUUGCUCAGCCAGGCACACAGACUGCGCGCACUCGUGUUGCUGGGCAAGUUCCUGGACUUGGGCCCAUGGGCGGUCAACCUGGCACUCUGCGUCGGUAUCUUCCCCUACGUGCUCAAACUUCUACAGUCACCUGCCGGUGAUCUCCGUCACAUCCUCGUGUUUAUCUGGGCCAAGAUCCUGGCACUGGACAAGUCCUGCCAGCUUGACUUGGUCAAGGAGAAUGGACAUGCCUACUUCAUCUCGGUCAUCUCUUCGCCCAUGGUGCCGGCCGAUCAACGAACAAUGUCGGCCUUUGUUCUCUCGACCAUUUGCAACAACUGUCGCCCAGGACAGAACGCCUGUUUGAUUGGCGGUCUCAUGCCCGUGUGUUUGGCCCAGAUCAAUGACCUGGACCCAAUGGUACGUCGCUGGAUGAUCCUCUGUCUGGCCAAGAUGUGGGAGAACUUUGAGGAGGCCAAGGCCGUCGCGAUCAAGGAGAACGCACACGAGAAGAUCUGUCUGUUGCUCACAGAUAUCUGUCCAGAGGUGCGUGCCGCCGCCGUCUAUGCACUGGGCGAGCUCAUUGGUGGUGCCGAGGGCAACGAGCAAAGAACACACAUCGAGCUGAACUUGGGCCUGACUCUGCCCGUCAUCACAGCCGACUGCUCACCAAUGGUGCGCAAGGAACUGGUCAUCUCACUCUCGCGUAUCGUCAGCGCGUACGAAGCCAACUUCCUUUAUGUGGCCAAGGAGAUUGCACAAGAGGAGAAGCUACGCGUGCAGAUGGAGGCCAAGCGACUGGAGGAGGCCAAAAAGAACAAGAGGAGAACGGCCAAACUGGGCGACUCGCUAAGCGACGACACAAACAGCGACUUUAAUCGACAAUCAUCUUCGCAGAGCUCUGUCUAUGGAUGUCUUUGGAAGAUCAUCCUGAACCUAUGCAGCGAUCCCCAUGAUCAAGUGUCUCAUCGUGCUCUCUCGAUUGUAAAGCGCAUCCAGUCGUUCUUCCCAACCGAGGAGAUCAUCUCGCCCAGCCUUACCAAGUCGGCGUCAGGUCUCACCUCGUCCACAACCUCCAGCAUCAAGAACACCUUUGUGAAUAUAUCGCGAAUCACCAAGCAAGACCCGCGCUCCCCAUCCAAGGCCAAGCUGGGCCAGCAGCGCGCCAUCUCACCCAACCUCCCCAACAACCCCGCUUCACCCAUCCAAGGCAACCUCGGAAGCAGCACCAAUGGCACACCCAACAACCUGGCACAGAGCUUCAGCGGCAUGCUUGGCAUAUCCUCCUCGCUCCCAACCGAUCUUGGCAACAUACUUGAGGAGGAUGAGCUGUACUCUAGCUUCUACGAAUGGUGCUGCUCACACUUCUCCAAGCCAAUGAUGCAGCCCAAGGAGGACCUCGAGUCGCCCAUGUCCGUGGAGAAGAAGUGGAGGUACCAGCGCAACGAGUCCAUCGUCAAGGACUCCCUGGACUCGGUUCAGAACAUCAUCAAUCAGAACUCCAAGUCAUUCCCGCAGAUUGGCAUCUUCUCCGAGAACAACGGACAGCCCGUCUCGCUACUGGCAUUCCAUCCAUUCGAGAGCCUGCUGGUCACAUCAGAUGGACAGGACAAUAUCAGUGUGUGGAACUGGGAGGAGUCGACGCGUGUCAACACGUUCUCUAACGGCAAUCUGCCAGGCACACGCAUCACCUCGAUGAAGUUACUCAAUGACUUUGACGCGAGUAUGAUUAUCACAUCGGCCAACGACGGCGUCGUCCGUCUGUGGCGCGGCUACGAGCCAGAGGGCCGACUCAAGAUGGUCAGUGCAUGGAGAGCUUUCCCCGAGUACGUGACCACUGGUGCCGAACCCAUCGGACGUCUCGUCCUAGAUUGGAAGCACGACAGCGGCCUGGCAUUGAUCAGUGGCGAGACGCCAGACUUUACCAAGAUCAGAAUAUGGGACGUGGAGCGCGAGCUCUGCAUCCAGGACAUCAAUCUGCCCACGCAGGGCAACAUCACUGCACUGACCAACGAGAAGGGAGGACCACUGUUCGCCGCAGGCUUUGAGGACGGUGUGGUCAAGAUGUUCGAUCACAGGAUACAGAGCAAACAUUGCUGUGUGGCCACAUUCACCGAGCACAAAUCAUGGAUCGUAAACGUGUCGAUGCCAUCGAGCCAUGAGCGCACCGUCGUCUCUGGCGCUGCCAGCGGAGAGAUCAAGUUCUGGGUGCAUGGACGCGAGUCCUCAUCCAACACCAUCCUCAACACAGACUUUGGUUUGAUUUCAUCGCUCAGUGUGCACGACUCUGCACCAUUGAUCGCAUGCGGUUCGCUCUCACAGAAGAUCAGAGUGCUCAACUUUGCAGGCGAAGAGAUAAGCAUCAUCAGAUAUCACGAAGGAUUCUUGGGUCAGCGCAUUGGUCCAGUCACAUCGCUUGCCUUCCAUCCACACAGUGUCAUCCUUGGUGCCUGUGCUCAGGAUUCAAUCAUCAGUAUAUACUCUAGCGAUUCGAAGCCCAAACCCGAGGCCUAUUAA
Molecule: messenger RNA, 4158 nt
Organism: Acytostelium subglobosum LB1
Lineage: Eukaryota; Evosea; Eumycetozoa; Acytosteliales; Acytosteliaceae
Exons: 2
Coding region: 1-4158 (1385 amino acids)
Biological process (GO): regulation of autophagy; positive regulation of protein serine/threonine kinase activity; cellular response to amino acid stimulus
Cellular component (GO): cytoplasm; TORC1 complex
Molecular function (GO): protein-macromolecule adaptor activity; protein binding
Source: RefSeq, a predicted model, not a curated record